Molecule: messenger RNA, 787 nt
Organism: Acanthoscelides obtectus
Lineage: Eukaryota; Metazoa; Arthropoda; Insecta; Coleoptera; Chrysomelidae
Source: the annotation of a GenBank genome assembly
UGCUUCACUGAUAAUACAAUAUACGUCAACCAACAGAAAACCCUAUGUUUUUAAAAUGAGAAAGGGAUGCAGUUGUUUCGCAUACAGCAGUUCUCUAAAACUACUUUUGUCUGGCAGCACUGACGGUACAGUCAGAAUAUGGAACCCAGUUAUCGUUUCCAAAGCUACUGCUAGCAUUCAAGGUCACGAAGUGGGAGUUGUUGACUUGCAAAUUUUUGAAAACCAAAGGGUAUUCCUAUCCUUUGAUAAGAAUGCAGUUUUAAAGGUAUGGAACUUAGACGAACACAAAUGCUUACAAGUCAUAGAAUUAAAAUUCCCUUGUUUCCAAAUUCUGGGCAAAUCCAUUGAGUUUGGAAUAAGCUCGAUAUAUCCAGGUCCCAAAAGAAACACCAAAGACUUUACGAUCCAAUACUUCGACAAGGGUGCGACUUGCUUCAGUUUGGACGAUGUUGAGGAAAUGUCAGAGGAACGUACCACAUCAGAUGGAGUAAAUACCAGCAUAUGGGAACGAUCUCAUAUAUUAGCGACAUGCUGCAGCUAUAUUGCAAAGAUUAACUUAAUUUUUGAAGAUGUUCACGUGGAAUCUACAUUUGAGUUACCCAUAUAUCCUCCACCGCCAUUGCAGAAUAGCGUAUUGGUACCAUCUUCAUGGAACAUCCAAGAUAAAAGAGAUACCGUUUUUAACACCAGGUCAGUUACAAGCAUCUUGAAGAAUCAAUCAACAGAAAUGAAAAGAUACGCUUGGGAAACAUCCGGAAACUGCCCAAAUUUAUUUAGGUAUUUUUAG